GUGUGUAGGAAGAAGGCAUGUCCUAGUUCCCUUUCAGUGGCGUCUGCUUGUGUCACAGGGCUGUCAGUCACGUGUCAAGAAACCGGUGUUUGGGAACAUAAGCCAUGUGCGAGAAAUUUUAGAGAAACCUUACGAAAUGUUACCUGUCUAGACCUGAAAAUGAGAGUCCUGGAGGGGACAGGCUGGGUCUGCUGCUUGUUGGCUGCACUGCUGCUGACAUUCGCUGCGGCAAACAACCACAGUGGGGAGACAGAGACCCACCAUGCGAGUGCAGGACGCCUCCUCUUGCUGAAGUGUCACUUUGGACAUGCUCACAACAACGUGACCUGGAGCAGAGCAGGGACUCAGAAUGGGAGCCUGCCCAGUGGAGUGGAGGUCCGGGCUGGGCUACUGUGGUUUCUACCUGUGCAGACUUCUCAUGCUGGAACCUACACCUGUGUGAAAAGGUACAAGACUGGACCAUUGAAGAGGAACUUUGGGUUGUCGGUGUCGUCCGGAGAGUGUCCUGAUCCAUCUGAAAGCAUUUCAACCUCGAGCGGAGUCAGUCCAGGUCUUCCCUGCAAACAGAGAGAGAUCUUCCACCUGAAUAACAGCAAGAGCAUAAGAUGGAUGAAGGACUGCCGCCUAAUUAAGCCGAUGUCUUUGAAGGAGGACGGCUACAUGCGGCUGCAUCCGGCCUCAAAGGAGGAUGCUGGGAAUUACACCUGCCUGGUCGAUGUUAGCCUGGAUGGGAGGACCUACACAGCAGCACGUAGCAUCCAGCUGACCAUGACAGAUAUUACAAAAAUUGCAGAACCGGAGCUGCUGUUCCCAAGAGGACAAGUGGUCCUGGUUGAAGUGGGUAUGAGAGCCGAGCUGGAGUGUAAGGCCCUCAUAGUUGGAAGUGAGGACCAUAUCACCUACAUGUACUGGACUAUUGGUGGGACAUUCACUGAGGAGCAUGAGGGACUCAAGGAGUCCUGGAAAUUUAUUCGUGAUAGUGGGAAGGUGUACGGUCUGUCCACUCUGUCCAUCUCUAAGGUUCCUCGUCUCUUCCUCGAUGUCCCCAUUCAUUGCCAUAUAAUGACCCGAACAGGAAAGAAAGACGGAUUGGUGCUGCUUCAAGAAGCCGACCACAGUGCCUUCUACACCACCAUUGCUCUGUGCCUUACUGCCAUCGUAGCCUCUCUGGCCCUGGCUGCUGGCUUCCUCUUCUUCAAAAUAGAUGUGGUGUUGGCUUACAGGAAACUGUUGAGAUAUUUUUCCAAACAAGCUCCAGAUGGCAAACUCUACGAUGGUUAUGUGAGCUUCCUCCAUCCAGACACCCUGAGCUCAUCUGAGACAGAGAACUUUGCCCUGCAUAUCCUGCCUGAGGAGCUGGAGAAGAAACAUGGCUACUCCCUGUAUAUCAGAGGACGAGACGACUGCCCCGGAGAAGCCUUGCAUGACGUCAUAGCUGCUACUCUCCAGAAGUGCUGCAGACUGAUCAUCAUACUGUCUCAUGAGACAAAAUCUCCCACUGAAGUCCAAACAGAGGAAAUGUCACCAUUAUGCGACGACCAAAACCAGCUGUGCUACGAACAGACAAUAGGCAUUUACGACGCUUUGACGCAGAACGACACCCGAGUCAUCCUGGUGGAAAUCGGUGGCCCAGUGGAUUACAACCGCCUGCCAGAGUCUCUUCACUACAUCAAGAGGAAACAAGGAGCUCUGAAGUGGGAGAAAGCCUCACCAGGAACCCACAGUCUCAGCAAGUUGCACUCAAACAGAAAGUUCUGGAAGAAGCUGAGGUACCACAUGCCCUCAGUGCCCGUAGGAAACACCAGACAAUUAUUUAACCCAAGUGAAAAACUUGAUCCAGCCUCCAACAUAGAUGUGAACUUUGUUACUUCGUGAGAGGGCUGCUUCCUGAGGUCUGACAUGUGGAAACCAGACUGCAUCCUGAAACGCACUGUACGCCAUUACGGGACAGCCAGCAUCAAGAUUUUGUUAUCAUUACUGACUACUAAACACUGAGUCUUUGACCUGCUCGUUUCCCAGCUACGCAAGCAUUUCCACACUGUGUGCAAGGCAUCUGCUGAAUUUCUUCUCCGUACUAAAGAUUUUUCUUAAGAAAGACACUGAUGCACAUAUUUCUCCAGAUGGCUUUGCGGCAGUGUGAGUGUGUUCACAUUGAUGAGCUGUAUUCACAUGGGUGUGUGAGUGGUUUGUUUUCUAGUCUUGAUGACCACUCAAACCACACCUUACAGAGUGGUGACGACAUUUUACUCUACUAUUUUUUCUCUUCAGGACAUAAUGGCUUAACACGAGGGCUCUCAGUAUCAUUUACUAGAACGCAAGCCUAUUUAGGCAUCAGUAUAUUUUUAUAUUUAAGAUAUUCUGUUUCAGUUAUUGCAGAUAGCUUUUUUGAUUUUAGUAUAGUAUAGUUUGUCUCUACUUCUCUGACGUCUUCUCUGACGUCCAAUGAAAGUAACCAAAUGGUUCGAAGAAAGAGAGAAAACUUUUCAAGAAAACUUUUCAAGAUGUUAACUUGAUUUUCAGUAGUUAAAUCACAACUGAAGAAACUGGUUAGAUAAUCAGAAUGAAAUGAGUCUCACCUUUGGCAUUGUUCUUCAGCUGCCUCCUUCAACUUUUACUAUGACAGAAAACAUUUGUUGUCCAUAUCUAACCUGUGAUUACAGAUUUAACCUCCUAACUGUGUGACCUCAUAUUCUCUUGUUGCGUAUGUCAGUUAUCAUAAAAAAUCAUUUUCCUCUGCUGUUGUAACAGUGACAUAAUCUUAGUCUGACUGGAACCUUGUAAUUGUUGAAGGAUUGGGGAGAGUACAAGGGGAAUUUCCUCUAUCUUGUUAUUUUAAAGGUUAUUCAAGAUUAUCCGAGGUCCCAGUUUCUCUAGAUGAGCAAUAUUUGGCUCAGUUUUAAGAAUAAGUGACACUGAAUACAUAGACUGACUGAACCAAGUUCAAUUUCAAGUUGUGAUUUCAACAUCUAAAGGCAUUGCUGUUUUUCACCUGAUCGGAUUAGUAGGACGUUGGUAAAAAUGGACCUAGAUCCAUCCCAAAUUUGUAUUGGUGCUUCCAUGGCCCAUGUGAGAUGCUUGAAUCCUGUCUCAUGUUGAUGUAAGCUGAUUAGAAAACAGGUUUAGAUUUCUCGUACUUGCUGACAGAUGUCUUGUGUCCAGCAGCAACAGGAAAUAACUUCUUUGGAAAACCACUUAAGCUCAACGGCCUCAAACCACCAAUUUACCAUCUGAGUAAAAAAAGUAUGCGGAAAUGUGCAAAAACACUGAGCACAAUUCCUAGCUUUGAAUUCAAAUUUCAAUAUUUCAACUAUAACCACACAUUCUCAUACAGGCUUUAUUUGUAAGAAAUGCUAUGAGGACAGACUGACAGACUCUGUGAAUCACUGACAGACUCUGUGAAUCUUCAAGAAGUAUUUCCUGUUCAGCCUUUCAGAGAAACAUCUUAUCUUUGUUAUUUUAUCACUUCAGAACCUCAGAUAUCCUCUGCAGGUUUCUGAGUGCAGUCGAGUUUAAAAUAUAUACAACCAGUCAUUAGGAGAACAAGUAUUCAGGCGGAUAACUGCUAACAAUAUGAGAGUGAUUAUUUUUUAGGUAAUGUCUUGGCUUUGCCUCUGGAGCUGGUAAUGGGAAACAGUUGUCUUGGCAGCUCCACAUUGAGGAGAGAAGUACUGUUUUAAAAACUGCAAACUCUAAAAAUAACUAGGGAGAAACCAUUUACUCACUGAACAAUGAGGUAUGUGUUGUUUUUGAGCGACUUAUGCAUUACAUCUUUAUAUUUUAGUAAAAGUACACAGGUUUUAUGAAGGCCAAUCAUCCCUGAUUACUCCUGCAAUAACUGUGAUUGUUUUUUGCAAAUCUUAUAUUUAUAUUUAUUAAUGUCCCUAGCUUUACCUUUGCAAACAACUACUGCAAUUUAAAUGCCAGUCUCUUUUUGUCAUCUUCUGUAUUCAGUCUUUUGUUCUUUGCUCUAUUUGCAAUGCCCUUUAAAUGUUGCUGUAGCACAAUGCUUUCCCAAGUUGGGAUCAAUAAAAAACAUCUAUCUACUCA
Platichthys flesus (European flounder) is the source of this 4047-nucleotide messenger RNA. It is a transcript of the gene il1rl2, whose product is annotated as interleukin-1 receptor type 1. Gene Ontology annotation, biological process: signal transduction. The coding region runs from base 160 to 1875 and encodes 571 amino acids. Lineage: Eukaryota; Metazoa; Chordata; Actinopteri; Pleuronectiformes; Pleuronectidae. The record is from RefSeq and is a predicted model, not a curated record. The transcript is spliced from 11 exons. Gene Ontology annotation, molecular function: interleukin-1 receptor activity.